UUGGUUUUUGAGAUGUGUGUGCUGUAUACUUCUACUCCAUGUUGUCCCGGCUGACAUUUGGAUGACUUCCACGUCUAGUGAAACCAAUGUCCCGUCUUACGUAGUCCAUUCAUCUCCGAAGCAGACAUGCAUGAGAUUAUCACUCUCCAGCUAGGCCAGAAGGCCAAUUACUUGGCGACGCAUUUCUGGAACUUGCAAGUGAGUGCACAUGGAUGCCCCUUUUUCCAAAGGCUAUCCGCUGGAGACAUAUUCUAAUUCUCGAUUAGGAAUCAUAUUUCACAUAUGACAACGAAACCGAGUCUACUGUUGACCAUGACGUUCACUUUCGUCCCGGUGUAGGAGCGGACGGGUCCGAGACGUAUACUCCACGAACAGUGAUAUACGACUUGAAGGGCGCAUUCGGCACUCUUCGCAAGUACAAUGCUCUCUACGAGUUGAGCGAGGAUGCAAAUCCAGGCCAAGGACUUUGGUAAGAACUCUCCACCAAUAUAUCUUUGUGACAGUCAAUUGUUACGCACCGAUCCUUACCAUUUAUAGGGAUGGGAAAGAGAUUAUACAACAACAAACAGCCAUUCCGCAGAGUGAGUACCAAAAGAACCUAGAUGCAGGGCUUCCAGCACCCCAGCUUUCUGCAGAAACGGUGCGGUACUGGUCCGAUUACAACCGACAAUUUUAUCACCCGCGGUCCAUUGUCCAGCUGAAUGAUUAUGAGCUCAACUCCAGAGUAAUGCCCUUUGAGGACUGGAAUGUCGGAGAAGACCUCUUCGAUGAUCUCGACAAGGAGCACGACCUGCUUGACCGAGAUGUGAGGCCAUUUGCAGAAGAAUGUGACCAGCUGCGUGCGCUGCAAAUCUUCACAGGGUCUGACGAUGCCUGGGGUGGGUUUGCGGCGAAGUACGUUGACAGGCUGCGAGAUGAGUAUGGCAAAAAGGCCAUCUGGGUCUGGGCUAUUGAGAGUGGUGCAAAGGUUCACCGGCAAACACAGAUGAAGCGGGAUAUGAACAAAGCCCGGACCAUCUGCAACAUUUCCCCUCAAAGUUCCUUAUACACACCCAUCAUAGACCCGCCCAGUCGCCUUCCAAGCACCGUUCAUCUCAACCCGCACUCCCAAUGGUACACUUCAGCAUUGAUUAGCUCUGCCAUGGAAACGGUUACACUGCCCACUCGUCUUCGUCCAUACCACAAUUUCGAAGCUUCUUUGGCAGGCGACGACAGUAUUCACAAGAUUUUCGAGCUACAGUCUUCCAUCUUCAGAGCGGUGGACGAUGAGAAGCAAGCUUCUAAUUCUAAGGGGUCAAAUGAAGGAGACGAAUCGUCCAAGGUACAGAAAGAAUUUGAUUUGGACUUUUCCUAUGAUAGCCUGGAUAGCAACACGUCCCAUAUAUUCAACCAACUUCAGGUCAGACGCGGAAUUGAGGACACCGAUGACAAGAUCCCUUCCAUGAAAGACCUGAGUCUUAUCCGAAAAGAGCGCGCUUAUAACUCGGAGCCAAAUUUCCAGAGUUUCCACACAUCACUACAAUUCCCCGUUCUCGACAGUUUUCCGAGUGACUUAUUCUCGGUGGCUAAACCGGAAGGAAAGAUGAAUGUUCUCGCAACUCUGACAGCAUCCUCACGAACAGCGGAUAGUAUCAGAGCCAUGGAGACAGUUGCCAGUCGGAUCAUCAGUGUCGACGAGCGUGAGAACAUUGUGAAUGGACUAGGGGAGAUUCGCGAAACCUAUGAAACUGGGUGGAUGAGUGACUCGGAUUUCGAUGACGAUUAGAUAGUUUUGCUCGCAUAUCUAAAUUAAUUGUUUAC
Messenger RNA from Aspergillus melleus, 1800 nucleotides. It is a transcript of the gene DML1, whose product is annotated as mtDNA inheritance, partitioning of the mitochondrial organelle, variant 2. The record is from RefSeq and is a predicted model, not a curated record. Lineage: Eukaryota; Fungi; Ascomycota; Eurotiomycetes; Eurotiales; Aspergillaceae. Gene Ontology annotation, biological process: mitochondrion distribution. The transcript is spliced from 3 exons. The coding region runs from base 728 to 1765 and encodes 345 amino acids. Gene Ontology annotation, cellular component: cytoplasm.